AUCUUCCAAUGGAAUGAUUGCGAUUUGAAUGUCGUGAAUCAUUUAAUUUACUGGAGUUCAUUCGAACUUGCUCAUUCUGCUCUUUGAAUGAAAGUCUCGAACUAAGUUACUUACUGUAGCCUACUGCUGUGACUGACGCUAGCUAGAGCUAGCUACUGACUGUAGCCUACCGCUAGCGACCAACCUUUAGCCCAUAUCAGACAUAGCACGGCUAGUGAUUUGAGUCAAGCAGGACACAAGGGUAACAUUUGAUCAAGUUAGCGAGCUCAAAAAUCGCAGCAACUGUUAAGUAGUACCCAAUUUAACCAAUUUACAUAAUUGUUUGAAGGCUCAUGAAAUUCCUUUAAAACGUAAUCUAGAACCGUCUCUGUUCUACAGUGAGUCCUGCACAUGUGACCCUGACCCGGGAUAGAAUUGCUAGCCACCAUUAUCAUUUGAAGCAUAUUCAAGUCCUAGCUAAGUAAUAUCGUACUAUCAAAAUAAUUCCACUGAAACCAUUUGGAUUGCGAACUCAAUGAAGCAAGUCAGGUUCGCUGCUAUACUGUAGUUACUAAUUUCCUUUAAUCCUAGCUAGUUAUUCGUUCAUGACAUUGGAUCCUGCCGUUAUGCUUACCCGAUAUUGCAACAACAACAUACUCAGUUUUAUGCCAGCAUGAUCCUGUGAGUUGUCUAGACUUCGAUUGCAAAGUUACGCUGUUGUAAAUUAAACAGGAGUUGUCACCUGUGAGUGCAGACAUUUAAUUGGCUCAUGAGUCUUCAAUUAGUGGAAAGAUUUCAGGCUAACUUGCAUUACCAGGUCACUUUACGAGGGCGUGUUUAAUGGGGUGCAAUCGUUGACUUUCUAAACUGGGGCUGCCAGACUGCAAAGACCCCUUAAUUGGCAAUAACCACUAGGCAGAUUGGAAUUGCUUAACUGGAUGUUUCGAUGUUCACGGCCGUUGGCUUCUUUGGGGUCUGUCUGGACCCAGCGAUCCCAGCUGCUGUUUGCCACGGACCCACAUCUACCUGUACAAUCAAACUACCUGACACUGACAGACCCAUAUCUAUUUGUCAAAUCGGACUACCUGUCACUGAGGCAGAUAUGGGAGAGAAAUUUGAGGACGUUAUGUGAGGUCUCCCUCUGGGCACUGCCACGCCCUCACGCUGAGAGGAGGAACCACUGGAGGUGGAGCGACUCACCCCAUGAUCUGAGGAUCUCACUGGACGGCCUUAACAGGCACAGCCUCAGGACGACUUUCUCCUCGCUCUCUGUGCCAUUUCAGGUGUCCGUCGAAAGGGCCGUCCCCAGCCAAGCCGAAGCCACUUUAUUGGAGCAGCUGAGCCGAAUGAAUCGGCAGAAGCCAGCGCACGGCAGUGACCUAAGCAAGUGCCUGUCAGAAAACCUGCUUCUGGGUGAAAGCCUCAGUUCAACCUCAAAAUUAACCCGGGGUCACGCGUUGGCCGCUGGACGCGUGGGUGGAAAUCCUCCCCUCUGCAGGGGUCUGUUUCACCGGGACCUCUCCUCCCGCUGUGCCGGGGCCGCCCUGAGGCCCCGGGGCGCGGCACCCCGUCAGGGCCUCUCGCUCGGCCAGAGCCGCCGCCUGCACCAGACGCUCGCCGGGGCCGUCCUGUCGGCGGAGAACGAGGCGCGGUGCCGGCGGGUCCUGCAGCCCAACGCGGCGGUGUACGAGCGGGAGCGGGAGAGGGCGGGGCGGGGCCAGCGCGGCUGGGCGGCGGUGCUGGUGUCCCUGUGCUCCGUGGAGGGGGAGCCGGCCUUCCUCUUCACUCUCAGGUCCAGCACCCUGAAGGGCCGGCACAAGGGGGACGUCAGUUUUGCAGGCGGUAAGCAGGACCCCUCGGACCGGGACGUUGUAGACACAGCGCUGAGGGAGGCCCGCGAGGAGCUUGGCGUCGCCGUGGCAGCCAGCAGCGUUUGGGGCACUCUGAAGCCGCUGCGCGACAUGUCCGGAAUGCUGAUCGCCCCGGUUUUGGCUAAUCUUGGCCCCCUGGAGGCACUGUCGUUCCGUCCAAAUCCUAGUGAGGUGGAAGAGGUGUUCAGCGUGUCCCUAGCUCACGUGUGCAGCCCCAAAAACCGCGGCUACACCAACUACCGCGUCGGCGAGCGCUAUGGCUACACCACGCCCGUGUUCCUCAACACCAAGCACCGCGUGUGGGGGCUGACCGCCGUGGCCCUGGACCACACCCUCAAAAUAAUCGUGCCUCCAUAGCAACACGUGGCAGUAUGAGCCUCGCCCGACCCCAGACGGCAGCCAUGCAGGUCGUCGUCCAGUUCAGCCCAGCCCAAGUCCCAGCUCUCCCACCUUCCAUGUAUACCUUUAGCAUUCAGUUACAUGUCAACUGUUUCAGAGCAGAAUUGCUGAUGAAGACGGUGCUAAUUUAUAUUUGUAUUUAUAUUCGUAUUGUCCUGCCAUAACUGGGUAAAGAGACUUUGACUGGAACGGGGCAAUUCCACAGUGACUGACAUUACAACUGCUGGAUAUUUGGGUGGUGAAGCCCAAUACAGCUACAUAACAGAGACUGAUAAGAGUUAUUGAGAUAAGAGGGAUACAGUCUCUAAUGUAUUUGACAUCAGUCACUGUGGAAUUGCUCAACUGAAUUCUGCAGGGAAGGGACCUGCCGUUGAUGGAAAGCUGGUCGUAUGGGUGUCGUACACCUUAACAGUACUUACCUCUAUUUACUUCUAUUUAAUUUUUCAGAAACUGUUACAAUAAUAACAUCUGAAUCAUGACGGAAAGUGAUAUUGUUACGUCUCAAAGACGAUGCAAUAAAACACUUAAAGAUUU
Conger conger (European conger) is the source of this 2783-nucleotide messenger RNA. It is a transcript of the gene nudt8, whose product is annotated as nudix (nucleoside diphosphate linked moiety X)-type motif 8. Lineage: Eukaryota; Metazoa; Chordata; Actinopteri; Anguilliformes; Congridae. The transcript has 5 exons. The record is from RefSeq and is a predicted model, not a curated record. The coding region runs from base 918 to 2207 and encodes 429 amino acids. Gene Ontology annotation, molecular function: coenzyme A diphosphatase activity.